AUGCCCGCGCUCUGGACUCAGCUCGACGGCGCUCGCAGCUCUGCUCCGCGACUCCACCCGUCCGCGACUCCACCCGCUCGCAGCUCUGCUCCGCGAUUCCGCGACGUCCACCGCGACCGCGAGCCCGCGCCGACUCUGCUCCGCGAGGCAGCACCGACGCAGCACUGCAGCACAAGCCAACAGGAAAGAAUGACAAGUCCACCUUCUGUCAACAAUGAGAAUUAUGAUCCUAAAACUGACAAAGCAAGAAAAGCCAACUCAAAUGAUCCAGGCUGGAAGUAUGGAUAUUGGGUGAAGCAGCAUCUGGCAGGUGGAUAUGGAGAUACAAAAAUGUGUCCUAAUACCACCACUGCUAUUAGGAAGGAGAUGAGAGAGUACCUGGAAUCUAAUAAGAGGGCGAGGCCAUUGUUCCUAGAGGAACAAGCAGAUGUGGUGGAGGUGGAAGCAAUAGCAGCCCCAGCAGCUGGAGCUGAAUCUGUUGAGGUUGAAGACACUGCACCUGCAGAAUCUCAAGCUUCCAAGGUGCAGCCAAGUUCAGGGACUGCAGCUAAACAAAGGCGUGCAAAUUAUUUAUUCAAGGCUACUGCAACAGCCAAUGCAAAGGCAAAGCCGAAGGGUAACAAGUCAGUUGCUGAGAUGCUUCGGAAAACGCCUGAAGAAGUUGUCGAUGAAAGGCGUAAAGGAUGUUCACAGCCAACAAUUCCAGCCAAGAUAAGGACCAAAGAGGAGAAGCACUAUGUGGAUCAGCAGUGGGCCUUGUGGUUCUAUGAGUGUGGUGUGCCAUUUAAUGCAGCAGCAGCAAGACAAUUUGAGAUUGCAGUUGAGGCAACUGCACAAUUUGGUUCGGGUUACAAGCCUCCUACUCCCUAUAUGUUAGGUGAACCAUUGCUUAAGGAUGCUGUGAAAUUGACCAGUUCUAUGAGGGAGGAACAUGAGCAAGCUUGGAAGAUGUAUGGCUGCACACUUAUGUCAGAUGGCUGGACUGAUAAGAGAGGCCGCCAUUUGAUCAACUUCCUUGUGAACAGCCCUGCGGGGACUUAUUUCUUGGAGUCUGUUGAUGCAUCAAGUGAGGUACAUGAUGCAUUUAUGCUUGCUGAUUUGUUGCAGGCAAAGAUUGAGAAGAUUGGGAAAGACAAGGUGGUUCAAGUUAUCACUGAUAAUGGGGCUAAUUACAAGGCAGCUGGUAGAAUUCUAAUGGAAAGAAUUCCUACAUUGUAUUGGAGCCCAUGUGCUGCACAUUGCUUGGAUCUUAUGCUAGAAGAGAUAGGGAACUUGAAAGAAUUUAAGAAGCCCAUUGCAAGAGCCAAAUGUGUCACAACUUUCAUCUAUAGGCAUGGAAGAAUUCUCAGUUUGAUGAGAGAAAAGACAGGGGCUGAUCUAGUGAGACCUGCAGCCACUCGAUUUGCCACAUCUUUCCUCACUUUAAAAAGUUUGUACAAGCAUAGAGACGCUUUGAAGGCUUUAUUUGUUAGUGAAGAAUGGAUGGGUAACAAAUUGGCAAAAACUGCAGCCGGUCAAGAAGUGCACAACACUGUGCUCUCUGUGGAAUUUUGGAAUUCAGUUGAAGAUUGUCUUAGGGCUUGGGCCCCUCUUCUUAUCGUUCUUAGGGUGGUAGAUGGUGAUGAGAGGCCUGCAAUGCCAGAGGUUGCAGCACUAAUGAAUCAUGCGAAAGAGAAGAUCAAGCUCAGCUUUGCUACUGAAAACAAGAAAACCUUGCUCAAGAAUAUCAUUAAGAUCAUUGAGAAACGUUGGGUGACACAAAUGGAUCAUCCUUUGUAUGGGGCUGCACUAUAUUUGAAUCCAGCAAGACUAUAUUCUCUCAUACAAGCUAAUGAUGAUGCAACUGUUGGGCAGUUAAGAGGUUGUUUUCUUGAUGUGCUUGGAAGAAUGGUGCAAGAUAAAGAAAUUAGAAGCAAGAUUGAUGCUCAAUCCUUGGACUAUGAAGGCCUUAGAGGAGAUGCAUUCUCAAACAAAUUGGCCAAGCAAAACCUACAGAAUUUGAACCCUCUUGAUUGGUGGUGUUCAUAUGGUGGUCGUGCUAUUGAGCUUCAGAGGUUUGCUAAACGCAUUAUGCAUACAAAGAAAAGAAAUAGGUUGCUGCAUAAGAGAUUGAAUGACAUUGUGUUUGUUUCCUAUAACCGGAAGAUGAAGACAAGGUUUCAGUUAAGGCGUGAGAAAAAAGGGAAAAUUUUUGAUCCUUUAGUCAUUGAGGACUUUGACUGGGACAAUGAGUGGGCUGAUUCCUCCUAUGUUCAUCCUCAAGGUGCCCGUGGGUGUGACAAUGGUGACAAUGGUAAUGGCCUUACAUGGGAACAUGUGGAUGAAGCUGUUGGUGCAUCAAGCUCGCUGCGUGGCCGCAAUCUUCCAAGGAAUGCCAGCAGCAAGCGUGCAAGAUAUGGAGAUCCACAUGACUUGGUUCUGUCCAAUGAAGAAGAGGAAGAUGAAGAUCCACGUGACGAUGCUGAUGUGAGUGAUUGUGAGCAGGAUCCCAAUGGCUCCAAUGGUGGCAGCGAAAACAUGGAGGCUCCAAACAUCCUUGAUGAGUUUGAUGAUGGAUAUUGA
Sorghum bicolor (sorghum) is the source of this 2562-nucleotide messenger RNA. RefSeq lists its product as uncharacterized. The transcript has 5 exons. The record is from RefSeq and is a predicted model, not a curated record. NCBI's taxonomy places the organism in Eukaryota, Viridiplantae, Streptophyta, Magnoliopsida, Poales, Poaceae. The coding region runs from base 1 to 2562 and encodes 853 amino acids.